Messenger RNA from Prorocentrum cordatum, 1209 nucleotides. The record is from the annotation of a GenBank genome assembly. Lineage: Eukaryota; Dinophyceae; Prorocentrales; Prorocentraceae.
AUGUCCUUCGGCGCCGCAGAGGUCGAGGCUUUCGUGCGGGACCUCCCGCAGGGCGCCCUGUGCGGCGCGGAGGUUGCUGCCCAGAUCAAGUGGUGCGAGUUCUUGCUCAGUGUGGACGAGUCGCCUAAGGCUCACCACGACCUCUUCUGGUACCUCUCCGUCGGGAAACUGCUGGCGGAGAAGCUUGGCACGCUUUCGCAGCUCGACAUUGGCGAUUCGUGCAUGCGCGAGAUCAUCGGGAACACUGUCAGGCACGGCGAGAAACCUUACACUUCAGAGGUGGAGACCUCCGUCUUCCAGGCGUGGGUUGUCCAGCCGACGCAGGUCGCCUUUGCCUACAGGGUCCAGCGCAAGUGCGCCACUGUCGUGCCUCAAGCUCCGACGCCUGAAAGCACCCUGGCGGGCACGAUGAAUGCUUACCUUGAGGCGCGGGCGGCGAACAAGCGCUCCGUGAAGGCGCUGUGCAGCCAGGCUCACCGAGCUGGGGAUGGACAGGAGAACUUGGCUGUCUUUGAGGCGGCAGGGCGCAUCGCCAGAGAGAAAGGGCGUCUGUAUGUAGGCAGUGCUGACGGCGAAGAUCUUCAGAACAACUUCCGCCCAGCGUGGUCGAGGAUUCCUCGCAUCGACGUGCCCCGGCAAAUGGCCGAGCUGAAGCGGGUCAGGGCUACCUCGGAGCUGGACUACCCUGGGUACGCCACUUUCCACGCCCACAUCAUGGACUGGGGCCUGAAGCUCAUUCUGAUGAAGACCGCUACCCCCCUCGAGAUUCUCGGCUACUCGAUGCUGCUCAGCAAGAUCGCUGAGGAGGAGGGCGGCGUGCGCACGGCGUACCAAUAUGAUGUCAUGGCUCGCCUGGCGAUGGCGAAGGCCCUGGAGCGCGGCGACCCCGAUUGGAACCUGCAACUCACGAAAGCGGAAGCCGAUCUCGCCAAGCAGGCGAAGAGGAAGGUGGAAGCCAGGGCGGCCGAAGCAGCCAGGGCGCUGGCAGGUAAGGGCGCGGGCAAGGGCAAGCACGGCAAGGGCGACGCCUUUAGCGCGAAGGGCAGCGAGCGCAGCUCGGGCAGCGCUGCAGCGAGGCCGCCGCCACGGUCGCUCUCGCCAGCGGUGCCGCCGCGGUCCCGCAGCCCCUUGCGCAACCAGGACGGCUGGCAUCACAGCAACGACCAGGGCAGCUGGAAGCAGAAAGGCUGGCAGCAGCGCAGGAAGUGA